This is a messenger RNA of Diaporthe citri, 1758 nucleotides long. RefSeq lists its product as uncharacterized. Gene Ontology annotation, molecular function: phosphatidylinositol-4,5-bisphosphate phospholipase C activity. Gene Ontology annotation, biological process: lipid metabolic process; phosphatidylinositol-mediated signaling. Lineage: Eukaryota; Fungi; Ascomycota; Sordariomycetes; Diaporthales; Diaporthaceae. The transcript has a single exon. Bases 1 to 1758 code for a protein of 585 amino acids. The record is from RefSeq and is a predicted model, not a curated record.
AUGGCUGAAGGCCUGACCUCGACCCUGGCCAACCUGAACCCCUUCGCCAGGAAGGGCACCUCUCCAGAGGAUGACGAAAACGGCGAGGAGGUCGACAACACCACAAUUGCUGGUGGUGGUCAUAGUGCUCGGCAGACCGACGUGACUCAGAACCAGCUGCGCGUCAGCAAUGCCCUGAAAGCCUUCUUGGUCGACCAGGGCGUGCUCACCAAGCGCGACCUCCACGGUGACACGGACGAGGUACAGAGUGCGGCUCUGCACGCACUGGUCAAGAAGCCGCAUAUCAGCGUUCCACAGCAUGUCACUGACAGGUCGUACCCGCUGCCCGAGUACUUUAUCAGCUCAAGCCACAACACAUAUCUCUUGGCGCAUCAACUCUUUGGCACCUCGUCGGCGUCGGCCUACGAGACCGCCCUGAAAGCAGGUGCUAGGUGCGUCGAGAUCGAUGCUUGGGACGGCGAGGAAGACAAGGACGAGCCAAAGGUCACCCACGGCUACACUUUAGUGUCGCAUAUCCCCUUCCGCCAGGUCUGUGAGACCAUCCGCGAUGUGGUCGACCAGGAAGCCGCAGAGGCCGUCAACGAACAGGGAUACCGGGCAGCUCCGAUCAUGGUUUCCCUCGAGAAUCACUGCGAUGCCCACGGCCAGAAGCGGCUGGUCGACAUCAUGAAAGAGGUCUGGGGACAUCGCCUGCUGAGCAAGGCCAUCCGGGAGAAAGGCCACCAGGAGCAAGAGGGCGGCGACCACGUCACUCUUGAGGAGCUUGGCUCCAAGAUUGUCGUCAUCGUCGAGUUCCAUCUGCAAGGGGAGAAAGACUCGGAUUCCAGCACCAGCGACGAGUCAUCCGACGACGAGAGCAAAGAGGCACGGAAGAAGUACAAGGAGAAGAAGAAGACCACCGGCGCAGGCGUCAUCAUACCCGAGCUUGCCGAGCUCGGCGUCUACGCCCAGUCGGUGAAGCCCGUCGACAACUCAUGGUUCGAGCAGCCGCAGAUGACGAACGGCCCUCACCACCACCUCAUCAAUGUCUCCGAGGUUGGGCUGCUGAAACUCAUGCCCGAAUUCAACCAGAACAUCGCGAAGCACAACGCGCACCACCUGAUGCGAGUCUUCCCGAAAGGUACUCGCAUCUCGUCCAAGAACCUCAAGCCGGUGCCAUUCUGGGGCAACGGUGCACAGAUUUGCGCACUCAACUGGCAGACUUUCGGCAUCAGCAUGCAGCUCAACGAGGCGCUGUUCUCGGGCACAGAUGGGUACGUGCUCAAGCCCGCAGCGCUCCGAAGUGGCGGGGACGGCAGCGUCACGACUGGGCAGAAGAGGCGUCUCCGUGUCCACGUUGCCGGAGCCACGGAUUUGCCACUGCCAAAUGGCAAGGAAGCGGACGAUAUCAAGCCGUACGUGACUGCUUCGCUCAUCCACCCCCUCGAUUCCAAGGAGGACACUGCAUCGAACAAGCAGAGGACCGGUUCGUAUAAGCAGCACAAGCUGGGCUUCCUGCACCGCGGGGAGAACCCGCCGACGACGGAACCUGUCUGGGACGAGACGCUCGAAUGGGAGUACGAGGACAGUGAGAUGGCUUUCCUGAGGAUUCUGAUCAAGAGCGACGACUCGUUCUCCGUGAACCCGAUCCUUGCGCUUACUACUGUUCGGCUUCUCUACGCCACAGAGGGCUGGAGCUUUAUUCGCCUGCUGGACUUGAAGGGACGGGAGACAAAGUCCUCACUGCUGGUCAAGUUCGAGAUCCAGAACGCUGAUUAG